Messenger RNA from Acanthosepion pharaonis, 1251 nucleotides. The record is from the annotation of a GenBank genome assembly. NCBI's taxonomy places the organism in Eukaryota, Metazoa, Mollusca, Cephalopoda, Sepiida, Sepiidae.
AUGUUCAUAUCUAUCUAUCUAUCUAUCUAUCUAUCUAUCUAUCUAUCUCCGGUUUGGCUGAAAAAUUAUGCCUCUUUCCAAAAUCAGAAUUUAUUCUGGAAUCCAUACUUGAAUAAACCAAUAAUAUCUAUCUAUCUAUCUAUCUAUCUAUCUAUCUAUCUAUCUAUCUAUCUUAGUCAUUACCUAUCUGCAUAUCUAUUUAUUUAUAAAUUUAAUUCUGGUUGUACUUACAUAUAUUUCUUUCUUUAUUUCUUUAUUUUUCUAUCUAUCUAUCUAUCUAUCUAUCUAUCUAUCUAUCUAUCUAUCUAUCUAUCUAUCUAUCUCUUCAGCAUUUAUGAUCGAUCUAUCUAUCUAUCUAUCUAUCUAUCUAUCUAUCUAUCUAUCUAUCUAUCUAUCUGUUCGGUUGUUCAUUAUUUAAAUGUUUGUUCAUCUUUCUAUUUAUCUAUCUUAAUCUUUUCAUCUAUCUAUCUAUCUAUCUAUCUAUCUAUCUAUCUAUCUAAGAAUGUUCAUAUACAGUACCCUUGUCCGUUAUGUUUACUUUUACAGCAGUACCCCUGUCCGUCAUGUUUACUUUUACAGCAGUACCCUUGUCCGUUAUGUUUACUUUUACAGCAGUACCAUUGUCUGUUAUGUUUGCUUUUACAGCAGUACCAUUGUCCGUCAUGUUUGCUUUUACAGCAGUACCUUUGUCCGUUAUGUUUACUUUUGCAGCAGUACCCUUGUCCGUUAUGUUUACUUUUACAGCAGUACCCUUGUCCGUCAUAUUUACUUUUACAGCAGUACCAUUGUCCGUUAUUUGACUAUCUAUCUAUCUAUCUAUCUAUCUAUCUAUCUAUCUAUCUAUCUAUCUAUCUAUCUGAUUCUGGUCAUGAUCUAUCUAUCUAUCUAUCUAUCUAUCUAUCUAUCUAUCUAUCUAUCUAUCUAUCUGAUUCUGGUCAUGAUCUAUCUAUCUAUCUAUCUAUCUAUCUAUCUAUCUAUCUGAUUCUGGUCAUGAUCUAUCUAUCUAUCUAUCUAUCUGAUUCUGUAUGUUCUCUAUCUAUCUAUCUAUCUAUCUAUCACAGUCAACUCAUAUCUAUCUAUCUAUCUAUCUAUCUAUCUAUCUAUCUAUCUAUCUAUCGUACCCUGUCAUUAAUCUUUGUCAUUAUGGUCAUUAUCUAUCUAUCUAUCUAUCUAUCUAUCUAUCUAUCUAUCUAUCUAUCUAUCUAUCUAUCUAAUUCUGCUGAUGAUCUAAUUAUCUAUCCAUCUACCUAA